Molecule: messenger RNA, 1485 nt
Organism: Cynoglossus semilaevis (tongue sole)
Lineage: Eukaryota; Metazoa; Chordata; Actinopteri; Pleuronectiformes; Cynoglossidae
Gene: acaa1
Product: acetyl-CoA acyltransferase 1
Exons: 13
Coding region: 85-1380 (431 amino acids)
Biological process (GO): phenylacetate catabolic process; fatty acid beta-oxidation
Cellular component (GO): peroxisome
Molecular function (GO): acetyl-CoA C-acyltransferase activity
Source: RefSeq, a predicted model, not a curated record
GUCACUAUUUUGUCCCUCUGCGGUUGCCGUCCUUCUCCUCAGAGUUUCCGGACUGAGCGAACUGUGGAUCUUUAAUUCGCCUUGAUGAACAGGUUAAAGAUCAUUUCAGGUCAUCUCUGUCCCUCUGGUGCCUGGGAUCAUGGACAGGACCUAUGGAGACAGGACUGUGGCUCAGUGGGUGUCAGCAGCAGCAGAGGAAGUUCAGACCCUGAUGAUGUGGUGGUGGUUCAUGGGGUGAGGACCGCCAUCUGCAAAGCAAAGAGGGGAGCGUUCAAGGACACCACACCUGACGAGCUGCUGAGCACAGCCAUGACAGCCGUGCUGAAGGAGGUGGGACUGUCUCCGGAGCAGCUGGGGGACAUCUGUGUGGGAAACGUGCUGCAGCCCGGAGCUGGAGCCCUGGUGGUUCGGGUGUCUCAUUUCCUCAGUGGUUUUCCAGAAUCGGUUCCUGUCUACACCGUCAACAGACAGUGCUCCUCGGGGCUGCAGGCGUUGCUUAACAUCGCAGGAGCCAUCAGGAGUAGAACCAUCAACCUGGGUCUCGCCUGUGGUGUGGAAAGCAUGUCUCUGCGUUCCAUGGAAAACCCUGGAGAUCUGAGCUCCAGGCUGAUGGACAUCGACAAAGCCAGAGACUGCAUCAUCCCAAUGGGCAUUACCUCGGAGAACGUGGCAGAACGAUAUGGAAUCUCCAGAGAGAAGCAGGACGCUUUUGCUCUCAGUUCACAACAAAAAGCUGCCCACGCACAGAGCACAGGUGUGUUCGACCAGGAGGUCGUUCCUGUCUCCACUAAGUUAGUGGACGCCGAUGGCGGCGAACGUCAGGUGAUCGUCAGUAAAGACGAUGGCAUCAGAGCGGGAACCACGUUAGCAGGAUUGAGCAAACUGCGACCCGCCUUCAAAGCAGACGGCAGCACCACCGCAGGAAACUCAAGCCAGGUGAGUGACGGAGCAGCAGCACUGCUGAUUGGUCGCAGGUCUGCGGUGGAGGCUCGUGGUUUGCCGGUGCUGGGGGUCCUCAGGGCCAGUGCUGUAGUCGGAGUUCCCCCUGAUCUCAUGGGUGUUGGACCCGCCUACGCCAUCCCUGUAGCGCUGGAACGAGCCGGUCUGACUGUGGCUGACGUUGACGUUUUUGAAAUCAACGAGGCCUUCGCCAGUCAGGCGGUGUACUGCGUGGAGAAGCUGGGCAUUCCUAUGGAGAAGGUGAAUCCUAAUGGUGGCGCUAUUGCACUGGGUCAUCCUUUGGGCUGCACUGGAGCGCGACAGGUUGUGACGCUGCUCAACGAACUCAAACGUAGAGGACGCAGAGCUUAUGGUGUUGUCUCCAUGUGCAUCGGGACUGGGAUGGGAGCAGCUGCUGUCUUUGAGUACCCAGGACCGUAGACGCCACCUACAGGUCACAUCCACCUGCCUGUACUAGAAGUACCUAGAAAUCUUAUCGAUCAGUUUAUUGAUUGUAUAGUUUCUAAAUGAACUCAGUGUUUGGAG